Messenger RNA from Drosophila kikkawai, 2276 nucleotides. RefSeq names its product Ectoderm-expressed 3 (gene Ect3). Gene Ontology annotation, molecular function: beta-galactosidase activity. The record is from RefSeq and is a predicted model, not a curated record. Gene Ontology annotation, biological process: carbohydrate metabolic process. Gene Ontology annotation, cellular component: vacuole. Lineage: Eukaryota; Metazoa; Arthropoda; Insecta; Diptera; Drosophilidae.
UUUCUGGUCAACGCACGAUCAGUUUGAGUUCGGAUUUAAAGCGGAACGACAGCCUCGCCUCCAAUAUUACACUAACGGUCGCAUUUGUUCUUCGUGUUCUUUGUGGCGCUGAUCUAAAUAAAAGUAUUAAGUAAAUACAUUUUCUGCUUAGUGUCAAGCUAUCAGCGAGAAUGAAACUGGGCUUAGGGAUCCUGGCGGGGACUCUCUUGCUGCUGGGAGCCAUCUCGUGUAUCUCAGCGAAUCGUACUUUCACAGUCGACUAUGAAAACGAUAGGUUUCUUAAGAAUGGCGAACCUUUCCGCUUUAUAGCGGGUUCUUUUCACUAUUUUCGUGCUCACCCCGGCACCUGGCAGCGACAUCUACGGACCAUGAGAGCUGCCGGUCUCAAUGCGGUUACCACUUAUGUAGAGUGGUCCUUGCAUAACCCCCGCGAUGAUGUCUAUGUCUGGAAUGGCAUAGCCGAUCUGGAGCACUUUAUUCGCCUGGCUGUGGGCGAGGAUCUGCUGGUUAUUCUACGGCCAGGUCCCUACAUUUGUGCAGAACGUGACAUGGGAGGCUUUCCCUACUGGCUGCUCCAGAAAUACCCGGGGAUUCAACUUCGCACAGCGGAUGUCAACUAUCUCAGCGAGGUGCGCAUCUGGUACACGCAACUCUUCAGCAAGAUAUCUCAAUAUUUAUAUGGAAAUGGCGGACCCAUCAUCAUGGUUCAGGUGGAGAACGAAUACGGCUCCUAUUUUGCCUGCGACCUCAACUACCGCAACUGGCUGCGCGACGAGACACAGAGCCAUGUCAAUGGUAAGGCGGUGCUUUUCACCAACGACGGACCCGGCGUUCUCCGCUGCGGCAAGAUCCAGAAUGUCCUGGCUACCAUGGACUUUGGAGCCACCAAAGACCUCAAAUCUACUUGGGCCAAACUGAGGCGGUUCCAGCCCAAAGGACCGCUGGUCAAUGCGGAGUAUUAUCCCGGCUGGCUGACCCACUGGACGGAGCCAAUGGCCAAUGUCAGCACGGAAUCGAUUUCGCAAACUUUCAAAGAUAUGCUGGAUAGUGGCGCCAGUGUCAACUUCUAUAUGUUCUAUGGCGGCACCAACUUCGGUUUCACGGCCGGCGCCAAUGAGAUUGGACCCGGCAAUUACAUGGCGGACAUCACAAGCUAUGACUAUGACGCUCCCAUGACGGAGGCAGGCGAUCCCACGCCUAAGUACCUGGCCCUACGUCGCAUCAUCGCCCGUUACCUGCCGUUGCCCAAUCUGCCGGUGCCCGAACCUGUGCCCAAGCGAUCUUAUGGAACUGUGCGUCUCACCAGCUGCUGCACCCUAUUCUCGCCGGAAGCGCGGCAGCGGCUUUCCACGGGCUUCGUCCAGGCAGACACGCCAAAGUCCUUCGAGGCUCUGGGUCAGUACUCUGGCUUGGUGCUGUAUGAGACCUGGUUGCCGAGUUUCAGGCGUGAUCCGAGCAUCUUAAACGUGGCCGGAGUGUCGGAUCGCGGCUAUGUCUAUGUUGACGGAGAGUACGUUGGCCUGGUGGCCCGGGAGACACCUGCGUUUGACAUUUCGCUAAGUGUCAGUGCGGGACGCAAGCUGCAGAUUCUCGUUGAGAACCAGGGAAGGAUCAACUACGGUCGGAAGCUUAACGACUUUAAGGGCAUCGUCCGGGACGUGCGGCUCGACAAGAAGGUGCUGACUAACUGGAAUAUGACUCAGUUCCCGCUGGAGUCGUACGACAAUCUGGAACAGCUCAUAGCCCAGUCAACCGAGGCGGCUCGCCUGGGCUUCCAGGAACUGCGGAAGCUGCGAACGUUGCUUCGCACUGGGCCGGCUAUCUACCACGGCCACGUGGAGAUCCAGAAGGAUUCGGAUGUCGCGGACACCCAUUUGGACAUGUCCGGCUGGGGCAAGGGCAUUGUCUUUGUAAACGGAGAGAAUCUCGGCCGUUAUUGGCCAUUGGUGGGGCCACAGGUCACCCUGUACGUUCCGGCUCAGGUGCUUAAGGUGGGCUCCAACCGCCUGGUCGUGGUGGAGUACCAGCAGACGCCCACCUCGCUGGAGCUGCACUUCCGGGACACCCCUAUUUUGAACGCGAGAACCGUUUAAGUCCAAGACGAGGGACUAACGACUGACGACUGAGGGCCUUUGCCACGUGCAUCCAUCGCCAUACAUCAUGCAACAUUCGUUAAUGUAGAUCUAAAUGUAAAUUUAUGCGGUUUAAGUUCUUUGUGAGGCAUUAAAGCGACCCCGGGGCGGACGCGUACAGUCUGCCUCGUUAUCCUUUUGUAA